AUGUUUAUAGAUAGCGACUAUAGCAACCGGAUUUCCCAUGCUCUGGCAGAAAGCAAGGAAUUCAGCAGGUUAGAACGACUAUAUCAAUCGUAAGUCAAUAUAGAAGAAUGGAGUCAGCCACGGAGAACCGCUGCACUUAAUCAUUAGUUAAUUCAUGAGGAUGUUGAGGGAUAGCGGCAUUUAAUCAAAAGUUAAUGAAUAAAGGAAGGAUGUGAAGGCUUUGUGAAAAAUCCCUGAUUGGCUUUGCCUCGCCUGUGUGUGUUGUAAUGGUUAAGCAGUGGUACUUCGGGUUAAGAACUUAAUUCAUUCUGGAGGUCCGUUCUUAACCUGAAACUGUUCUUAACAUCAGGUACUUUAGCUAAUGGGGCCUCCCGCUGCCGCCGCGCGAUUUCUGUUCUCAUCCUGAAGCAAAGUUCUUAACUGGAGGUACUAUUUCUGCGUUAGCAGAGUCUGUAACCUGAAGCGUCUGUAACCUGAAGCGUCCACUGUCCCUCAGACUUUGUGGGGGCUGGACUAUAUUUUGUGUGUGGGGGGGGGGAAAUGAACGAAUUCCUAUGCCCCACAAAUAACCCAGAGAUGCAUUUUAGAUAAAAGCACACAUUCUACUCAUGUAAAAACACACUGAUUCCUGGACCAUCUGUGGGCCGGAUUUAGAAGGCGAUUGGGCCAGAUCCGGCCCCCAGGCCUUAGGUUGCCUACCCAUGCAUAAGAAUGUUCUUCACCUAUAAAGGUAAAAAGCACACCGCAGUCCUCCUGUGGCUCCUUCAGAGAGACUUGUCCUUGCGUGUGUUUGUGCCAAUAAUAGGCUUUGUUUUUGCUCAGAGUUUGUAUCUGUCUGCCACUCCUUUGGGGACCCCCCCACCCUUAAAAUUCAUCACAGGAGUCACAGCUCAGGGAAAUCUCUGUUGUACGGCCAUCUGCAUCUUUCUUUUUUCAAAUUGUUUUUAUUAGAAGAUUUUAUUGGGUCCAUAGGCAUCUCUCUGGUGCAGCUGACCAACUUAGCAACCCCACUGGAGUUCGGACUAUUACAUACAUACACACACACACACACACACACACCUAAUUUUAUUCGUAUGCCACAUUUCCACACACUCAAGGCCACUUACUACAUGAAAAAAUGAGAGUCGUCAUUGCGAUCCAUAGUUAAAAGUAAAGGUAAAGGUAAAGAACCCCUGACAGUUAAGUCCAGUCGCGAACGACUCUGGGGUUACGGCGCUCAUCUCACUUUACUGGCUGAGGGAGCUGACAUUUGUCCACAGUUUUUCUGGGUCAUGUGGGCAGCAUGACUAAGCCACUUCUCGCAAAACAAGAGCACUGCACGGAAACGCCGUUUACCUUCCCACCGGAGCGGUACCUAUUUAUCUACUUGCACUUUGACGUGCUUUCGAACUGCUAGGUUGGCAGGAGCUGGCACAGAGUGAUGGGAGCUCACCCCGUCGUGGGGAUUCGAACCGCCGACCUUCCGAUUGGCAAGUCCAAGAGUGGUUUACACCACAGCACCACCUGCAUCCCAUAGUUAAAAAUAGAAAUUGACAAAUGUGUCCUCUUUUUUGCUCUCUUCAAAAUAUGCAACCCUAAUUUAUUUGUAUUUUUAAUAAUUAGAUCAAAGCAAUUAAUGUAUGUUUUCACCAAGUCAGCCUGGUUGAGCCAACCACAUUUUCUGGUUCCAAUGGCAGAACGGAAUAAUUCAGUCUUUGGGGUUUGUAGUUAAUUGUUUCCCUGGAGUGAAACGACUCCUCACAACGGAAUUUAAAUGCAAGCAACUGAUUCUUAUCUACAAAGAGAUUGAUCACUUCUGGACAAUGCUGGGAUAGUGUCUUUCCUUAGCUCCUUGGAUAUGUCCAAAUGCCAGCAAGCUUUUAAAAAAACACACCAGCUAGCCAAUAAAUAGCCUUGCAGCACUUUGAAGACUUAGGAAUGCAUAAUGGCACAAGCUUUUAUGGACUGCUUUAAUUGUUUUGCUGGGUCACAGGAAUAUAUGUGCAUGGUUUUCCUUUUUUUGCAAAGUGUGAGGUUGCUGGAAAUGAAGCACAGAAAAAAACACAGCUGACAGCCACAAUUCGUAAAACAGUUAUUGGAAGCAUUGGAAUCUGCCCGUAUUCCCUUACGGGAGACACAAGAGCCCUUGUAGAGUCCUUUGCAGGUUAUCCAUCAGUCGGAGAAAAUAACAGAAGCCAACCAGAGAAUAUUGAGAAGCAAAGCAGCUCGUAAGCCUGAUCUUUAUUGAACUGUUGCAACAGGGUGCUCCCCUCACACGCAGGAAAGGAGGAGGACCCCAAACAAAGGUGUGCCCGCCCUUAUAUAGACAUUUUAAAUUGCCCGCCCUGGAGUCCAAGACCACCCUCAGAAACAUCAUACCUACAUCACAGAAAGGGCAGUCUACAGCAGAAAUCUGAGUGUGUUUUUUAUCUCCUGUCUGGCAGGUUAUCUGUUAAUGCUUACUUGAUUGGAUACCCUGGGCAGCCUGGCCAGUCUUUUGUAAUGAUAAAUACAGUGGUACCUCUGGAUGCGAACGGGAUCUGUUCCAGAGCCCAGUUCGCAUGCGCGUAACGUCGUUUUGACCAUCUGCGCAUGUGCGAGUGGCUGCUUCAGACAUGCGGUUUAUAUAUUUAUGUAUUUGUUUGCUUGGUACAUUUAUUAUAUAUAUAAGACCUUAAUUUUUUUAUUUCAGUAGAUAUCCUGGCAUAGGUAUGCCAAUUAAAACAUAAUGUGCUGAAAAUAGUUUAAUUCACAAGUGUUAGCACUGAACUGCUUGAUACAUUUCAAUUCAGGGGUUUCUAUUUACAGUCUCCUUUUUUUAAAAAAAAUUUUUAUUGUUCUGAACGGGAACUGCAUGCACAUCAAUAACUGAAAUGUAUGGCACAGAACUUGGACACUGUAAAGUUUGUUAUUUCUUUAAGACACCACUCUGGAAGUUUAAGGAAGAAAGGAGAGUAUGUAUUUUCAACCCAUUAGAAGGAUAGAAAUCUAAUCCCAUUCGUAAAAAAACAAGCCAAGGGGAUUUAGGAAAUCACACAGCCACACAUUCUCAAACCAUACAUACUAGGGGGAGAGCUGCAUAUGUACCAUAAUCUGUGAAUCAUACACUGUCCCAUAAAGCAGACAUGAAAGUUCACUUCCCUCACAUCACACAGAAGAGCAAGGAACAAAUGGCAUGUGAGGGGACAGAGAAGCCAGAUCUAAAGCCACUCUUUAACGAGGAUUUCAUUAGCAAGGGGAGGACGACACAUUCUUCUACGCCCGCUCAAUAAGCACGAAGAUCAUACACUGAAGCCUUGAAGCAGCUGAAGUGAUGGCUAGACCUGAAUAUGUAAGAUGCAAGCUUUUGUGGGACCUAGCCUAAAAAAUCUUACAUUUUGUGAGUGUGUGUAUAUUAAAAACCAGGAUCGAUGGGAAUCGGAAGCUUCAGGCUGCGAAACGAGCAGCGGAGGACUUCUUGGAGAGUUAAAGGGGCGCUCGCUCCGCCUCCGUGGGUCAAAAGAAUCGGUAGCCACUGCAGCCACAUGCGGGUCGAAGUGGGGAGAAGAAAGGCCAACAGGCCCCACCCACCAUGCUCCUGAUGCAGCGCAGUAAAGCCUUUACAGUCUCCUUUUGAUGCUGCCUGGCUCCAGGAAAGCCACUAUUGAGGACCAGGGACAUUUCAGCUGCUCAGAACACUCUGCAAAUGACCUUAAAGCCCAAGAUGAAACCCUGCAUCCCCUUAAUACAAGAUCUUGUGCAUCCUAAAGAAGCUUGCAAUUUCUGUCAUGCCUUAUCUCAUCUGCUUGGCUUUGUGUGCAAGGCGUAAAAACACUCCUGCUCAGACAGGCCACAUCUUGAAGAAGGGGGGAAAGCGGAGACCUGGAUAACAAUUGACUGAUCAGCUUGAUGUUUAUACCAGUGUUAUAAGAAAAAACUCCUUUUUCCCUUAUGGGGUAUCCAAGAGCCCGUAUAGAGUCCUUAUGUAGGUUUUUAAUCAGUAGAAAAUAACCAACCAGAGAAUAUUGAGAAGCAAAGCAGCUAGUAACCCUGAUCUUUAUUGAACUGUUGCAACAGGGUCUGCUCACCCCACGCAGGGAGGGUGGAGAGGAACCCAGAACAUUGGUGUGCAAGCUCUUAUAUAGACUUUUGAAAUUGCCUCCCCUGUAGCUCACAACCACCCCCAAAAACAUCAUACAUACAUCACAGAAAGAGGUGGUGCCCAGCAGAAAUUUGAGUGUGAUACCUGAUAAUAGCUUAUCUGAUUGCCUUUUCUGGGUAGCCUGGCCAUUCCUUUGAGAUGGUAAAUACUUAGUUCCUGAAUCUCUUACGCAUAUUGAGAGUGCUCAGCUUAACAGAUCCUUGCCAGACUGUAUUUGAAAAGGGAGGUGUAAGCCCCUACAAUCCAAAGACAAUUGGAAAGCUUUUCCCAUUUCCUUCCUCCUUGCAGAGAAAUAUUUGAGGUCAAUUUGGAAGAGCCAAAAUGGCUUCAGGAUUGUUCUCCUGUACUAUUUCAGACACGUGGUUUAUAUACUUAUGUAUGUGUUUGUCUUGUACAUUUAUGUACAUUCAUAUGUACAUAUGUACAUAUAUAUAUAUAUAUGACCUUAGAAUUCCUGUAACCCCAGGAAAGGUCCUGUUGUUGUUGUUUAGUUAUUUAGUUGUUUAGUCGUGUCCGACUCUUCAUGACCCCAUGGACCAGAGCACGCCAGGCACUCCUGUCUUCCACUGCCUCCCGCAGUUUGGUCAAACUCAUGCUGGUAGCUUCGAGAACACUGUCCAACCAUCUCAUCCUCUGUCGUCCCCUUCUCCUUGUGCCCUCCAUCUUUCCCAACAUCAGGGUCUUUUCCAGGUCAGCUUCAGGAUCUGUCCUUCCAGUGAGCACUCAGGGCUGAUUUCCUUCAGAAUGGAGAGGUUUGAUCUUCUUGCAGUCCAUGGGACUCUCAAGAGUCUCCUCCAGCACCAGAAUUCAAAAGCAUCAAUUCUUUGGCGAUCAGCCUUCUUUAUGGUCCAGCUCUCACUUCCAUACAUCACUACAGGGAAAACCAUAGCUUUAACUAUACGGACCUUUGUCGGCAAGGUGAUGUCUCUGCUUUUUAAGAUGCUGUCUAGGUUUGUCAUUGCUUUUCUCCCAAGAAGCAGGCGUCUUUUAAUUUUGUGACUGCUGUCACCAUCUGCAGGGAUCAUGGAGCCCAAGAAAGUAAAAUCUCUCACUGCCUCCAUUUGUUCCCCUUCUAUUUGCCAGGAGGUGAUAGUACCACUCUACUCUGCCUUGGCCAGACCACCCCUGGAAUACAGUGGUGCCCCGCAAGACGAAUGCCUCGCAAGACGAAAAACUCGCUAGACGAAAGGGUUUUUCGGUUUUUGCGUUGCUUCGCUAGACGAAUUUCCCUAUGGGCUUGCUUCGCAAGACGAAAACGUCUUGCGAGUUUGUUCGCUUUUUUCUUAAAGCCGCUUGAAGAGGCGCAGUUGCGACGGACCGUGCUUCGCAAGACGAAAAACAUCGCAAGAUGAAAAGACUCGCGGAACGAAUUAAUUUCGUCUUGCGAGGCACCACUGUACUGUGUCCAAUUGUGGGCACUACAAUUUAAGAAGGAUGUUGAGAAGCUGGAAGGUGUGCAGAGGAGGGAAACCAAGAUGAUAAAGGGGAUUCCAACAACUUUCUGGUGAUAAGAGUUGUUUUGACAGUGGAAUGGACUCCUUGGGAGAAGGUGGACUCUCAUUCCUUGGAGGUUUUUAAGCAGAGGCUGGAUGGUCAUCUGUCAUGGAUGCCUUAGUUGAGAUUCCUGCACUGUAGGAUGUUCCUUCCAACUCUACAAUUCUAUGGUUCUGUGUCUCUUAAUUUUAACCCAGUGUUCUCCUGUGGCACUUGUGUUACAAGUUGUACAGCUAGUGUCUCUGGCCUGAACCUUGUGUAGAAAUUAAUUCUCUUCACCGCCAGAAUGAAUUUCAAACUUUACUACAGAACAGUCUUAAAUAUUCAGUUACAAAAUAAUAAAGUAAUACACUGCAAAAAACCGAGUUUCAGUUCAAUAAAGUUCCUCUCUCUCCCAGAGUAAGAUAUUAAGCAUCUUUAUUAAAAGGGAGUUUCUCUGUGUCUCUCACUGGUUCAGUGGUGUGCAGGCGUCCUCUAGGGGUAAAUUCACUUACACCAGUUCUCAGGUUACAUCCCGUGAUGGUUCAUGGGAUUAGUUUUGCUCAUGCACAAUGGAAAAACACUAGAUUUGUGUUUAAAGAAAUAACUUCCUAUGCAGCACUUCUAAAUACAACGCUGUUAAACACAGCCUUUUAUGCACAGUGCAUUACACUUAAAACUUCGACAAGCUUUGUGCGCGCGCGUUUAUUCUACUACUCGGUUUCAGCCUUGUCCCCUUAGAAACGCCCCGCAAAGAAUCAUUCCGGACAGACAGGGCACUGCGUAAAAUCCACGGGAAGAUCCUAAGAGGGAUCCUUCUUUCUCUCUGCCGGGGAGAGCUGCAUCCAGUCGCGUCUCUGUUUUCAUAGGAUGACUCAGAUCUGGCAGAGCCCGGAUUGGGCAAAACUAUGGAAACGCAGCAGGAGCCUCUCUCCGCUUUCGGUUUCCUUUCCCUUUGCUGAGGCAAGAACCUCCCGGAUUUCUGACUUGCUUUUUUUUUUCUUUAAAGGCGGGAACAAACAGUGGCUGGGGAAGGCUUUGCUGAAAACGGGCACCAGUUGCUGGAAAUUCCCAAAGUGCCCAGAGCUCUCCAAGAGCAUCUCCAAACGGAAAGUAAGCGCGCGCACCUGCUUCCCACGCGUUGCUUUUUCGUUUUGCGCGCUUUGCAAGAAAACUCCGCGAAGUUUGCGGAGCUGCAUGGAAAGGGGACCGACCUCCGAAGUCCUCGCCUCCCUGGCCCUCAGGCCGUCCAAUCCAGCUGGGGCUGGCCCGGAGUGGCGUCUCGGGGAGUGAAUGGAGGGGCGGCUUGGAGCUCUGCUCGUCUUCCUCGGGGAAAAGCUCUCCUCCUGCGGCUCCCGGGCGCAUCUCUCCCUGUUCGCCUGAGGGGCUUGGGCGCUCUUUUCCCUGCUGGAGCGCCUCCUGUCAGCUUGGGCAGGCAGCCUGUGAACGGUGAGAAGGGCUUGGCGGGGAGGCGUCGUCUUGGCCGGGGCGAGCUGGCAGUUGCAGAGCUCUGGGUUCGAGUGUUGCGCUCCGGGCCGUGGACGCGCAGGGUGGCCAAAGGGAAGGGGGGUUCCGUCACGGGGAGAGCGGCCUCGGGACUUGUAGAACGAGAGAAUGAUAGCGUUGGAAGGGACCCCCAUAGUCCAACCCCUGCCGCCACUUUCCGAGGGCGACCCUGGAACUCCCUGAGACCGGAGCGGCCGCCGCUCGGGAUGGCUGCCUGGGUCUGUUCUGCGCAUCCAAGGGGACAUGGCAGGGGCUGGUCUAACCUUGCGGGGUUCGCGUUUUGGCUUUCAAGGAGGUGGUAGGUGGGCAGUGUCUGAAACAUGCCCAGGCGAUGCCCGAAGCGUUCCGGCAAGCGCGUUCUCUUAUUUGGAGAUGGGGGAAAAGGAGGUUGUGGGUUGGAAAAGCGGUGGUUUUGCGGGGCCGGGUUUGCGAAAUUUAAGAACAACGGAACGACGCGGGGCAAAUGCUGCGAAGGCAAGAGGAGAGGUCCUCUUUGGGACCAGGAACUGGUGAAGUUGCAGGAAGGAAAUGGUAGGAACAAACGAAAAGCUCUCCAAAUGGAGAGAUGUGUUAAAAGGUAGAAAAGAUAAGGAGCAGUGGACGGUUAAGUCCAGUCAAAGGCGACUAUGGGGUGCGGCGCCCAUCUCGCUUUCAGGCGGAGGGAGCCAGUGUUUUCCCACGGUUUGGGGGGGACGGGGACGCUACGCUUUUAAACUUGCUCUUAAACGAUACAGAGUUCUGUGUGAGCAGUGAAGUGGCCAAGUUUGCUGAUGAUGCUAAACUGUUCUGCGUCCUUACAACAUACCUUACUGCAUGCUUAUCUUUCCCGCCCGGAUCUGACCACAGUGAUCCAUGCGACAGUCACCUCCAAGCUUGACUACUGUAAUUUGCUCUCCGCGAGGCUGCCCUUGAAACUGGCCCACAAACUCCAGCAGGUGCAGAAUAAUAAUAAUGAUAAUAAUAAUAAUAAUAAUAAUUUAUUUAUACCCCGCCCAUCUGGCUGGGCUUCCCCGCCACUCUGGGCGGCUUCCAAAAAAAUAUUAAAAUACUGUAAUACAUCAAACAUUAAGCUUCCCUAAACAGCAAGGCUCCUCACGGGGUCCCUGCCAUGGGAGCAUAUUCACCCAGUGCUUUACCAAUUGCACUGGCUCCCGGUGGAGUAUAGGGUCAGGUUCAAGGUGCUGGUCUUGACGUUUAAAGCCCUUUGUGGCUUAGGGCCGUCGUAUCUACGGGACCGCCUCUCCUGGUCUGCCCGGCAGAGGACCUUAAGGUCCAUGAAUAACCAUAGUUUAGAGGUCCUGGGCCCUAAGGAAGUCUGACUAUCCUCCACCAGGGCCAGGGCCUUCUUAGUGAUGACUCCGACCUGGUGGAAUGCUCUGUCCCAUGAGACUAGGGCCCUGCAGGAUUUAACCUCCUUUUGCCAGGCCUGAAAGACAGAGCUAUUCCGCCUGGCCUUUAAUUUGAAUUCAGCCUGAUCUUUUAUUUCCCUUCCCUUCCCUCCCCCUUCCCUUUUAUGAAGAUCACCCGCUCUGAGACCCCACAGCUAAUUCUCCCCUGGCCUCCUUGCUGCCCAAGUAGGACCAAUUCAGCCAGCUAGCCCUGGGGAUUAUCUAAUGCUUAUUUCCCCUAAAUUGAUUUUUGAAUUUUAUUGUUAUUCAUGUUUUUAUACUGUAUUUUAUGCUGCUUUUAUAAUUAAGUGCUUUAAAUUUGUUGUUAGCCACCCUGAGCCCGGUUUUUGAACCGGGAAGGGCGGGUUAUAAAUAAAUUUUUAUUUUUUAUUAUUAUUUUUUAUUAUUAUUAUAGCAAAAAGAGAUUGUGAAGAACUCCAAAAGGACAUCUCCAAACUGGAGUGAAUGGGUGGUAAAAGGACAAAUGCAAUUCAAUGUAAACAGGUGUAAACUGAUGGAUGCCAGGGCCCAAAAACCUUAAUUUCACAUAUAUUCUCAUAAGGCCUGAACUGUCAGUGACUUUGCAGAGGGUAGGACUACUGACACUUUGAGUCCUUUCUAACUCUGCAAUUCGGUGAAGCAGACCUGGGGCCAUAGUAGAUAGCGUGAUGAAGAUACUAAUUUAGCCAUGCAUAAAACCCUCCUCAAAGUAGGAAAUUCUCCCUGUUGCUUCUUCGGCCUUCGGGGAAAGAUCCCAGACCCUGCUCAAAACUGGUGUAUGGUUCUGACAGGCUAAUGCUAUCACACAGGGCAAUUUCUAAACCAGUCCCGACCUGCAUUGCAGGGGUUGGACUAGAUGACCCUCGGAUUACCUUCCAACUAUGAAUUCUAUGAAUCUUCCCAGAUCUGCUAUAGUUUCUCUGUUGGACAGGCUUCAGGAGUAAAGCAACUUCCUACCAGGACUGACCUUCUGGCACAUGGUUUUCCACAUGGGACAGACCACAUUGCCAAUACUAAUCCAGACGUAUUUCUGGCAAAGUGAGCUGUUACAGGGCUGCCAUACGCCUGGAAUUUCCUGGAGCCAUCUGAAACACUCUUCUUUGCCAACAUCUGCUCUUUGAUUCUGGUUUUUGGCUGUACUUUGGCGCAGUUGCCCCCCUCCCCCCCCGCCAGAGUUCCCUGUCACCGAGCAGGACCUGUUGAAUUUCCACCUGUCAAAAGUCCCUGGGUUUGCGAUUACUGAGGGGUGGGUGGGGAAUAUUCACAAGUGGGUGCCAGAGGCAAAGUACAGUCAUACCUCUUGUUACGUUCGGUUCAGGUCACGACUUUUCAGGUUGCGUCCCGCAGCGACCAAGAAGUACCGGAAAGGGUUACUUCUGGGUUUCGCUGCUCGUGCAUUCGCAGACGCACAAAAUAACAUCAUGCACAGAAGAGGCGGAUUGCGACCCGCACGUGCGCAGAUGCAGGUUGCAUUCCUCUCAGGUUGCUAACGAGGCUCCGGAACGGAUCCCUUUCGCAACCAGAGGUACCACUGUAUAGCCAAAUAUUAACUCUACUUCUGUAUGGGCAAUCUAUCUGGAAGAUAAAUUGUUAGUGAUCUGACAUGGUUGCACUCCCUGCCUCUGUUCCUUCGCACUCCCUGUCUCUUGUUAAGUUCUUUGAUGGCAUGAAGAACAGCUUUUAAUGUCCUAAUUAGUUGGGAGGAAGUGAUAUUGCUGGGUACCUUCUUUGAUGCUGAACAUUGUUUUGAGAAAGUGAGGCAUUGGGAGGGGGCGGCUAAGGAAUAAUCUGCACGUAGCCAGUAAUGAAUGAUCAUCUGCACGUAGCCAGUGGGGCUGGCCACAUAGGCUAGCUAUCUGUAAAUUGGAUGGUUUGGGGCAGAAUUGGGAGAAGCUCAUGCAAGGACUGAUGGCCACAGGGUCGUGCAAACUGUGGCAAACUUCGCUUCUUCUUGAGAGCUUCCAAGUGGCAAAUUGAGGUGCUUGCUUGCUAUGUAUAUUUUGCUUGCUGUUUAGAAUACAGUGGUACCUCGGGUUACAUACGCUUCAGGUUACAGAUGCUUCAGGUUAUAGACUCCGCUAACCGAGAAAUAGUGCUUCAGGUUAAGAACUUUGCUUCAGGAUGAGAACAGAACUCGUGCUCCGGCGGUGCGGCAGCAGCAGGAGGCCCCAUUACCUAAAGUGGUGCUUCAGGUUAAGAACAGUUUCAGGUUAAGAACGGACCUCCAGAAUGAAUUAAGAAUUACAGUGGUACCUCUGGUUGCGAACAGGCCCGUUCGCAACAUGAAAAGAGCACAACCCGCAGCGGCGUGUCUGUGCACGUGCGGGUUGCGAUUCGCCGCUUGACGUCAUUUUGCGCUUCUGUACAUGUGCGAGCGGCAAAACCUGGAAGUAACCCUUUCCGGUACUUCCAGGUCGCCGUGGGACGUAACCUGAAAGAACGUAACAUGAAGCGGACAUAACAUGAGGUAUGACUGUACAGUAAAAUCUUUAAUCAUCUUGCUCACUUGUGUUUUGUAUUGCUUCUGAAUCUCAUUUUAAAAGAGCCACCUUGCAUUUGGCAAGACCCCUCCCUUGGAGGUUUUUGAGUAGAGGUUGGGUUGCCAUCUGUCCUCGAUGCUUUAGCUGAGAUCCCUGCAUUGCAGGGGAUUGGUCUAGACUCUAGAGGAUCCUUGGGGUCCCUACCAGCUCUGCAAUUCUAUGAUUCCAUUAUCGUUAUGGUAAGAGCUACUGUGUCAUUUACAGCUGCGUGACAGCUUUUGCAAAAAGGGCUUGAAAGCUCCUUUCUUUGCUCACAUCCCUUGCUGUGGAGGUUGUCCAAGAGAGCUUCUGGUUUAGUUGUGUACUGGUUGUUUGGGUCUGUGGUUUUUGAGCCUUCAGUGGCUCCUCAUUUCCUCCUUUUGGUUGCAAUUUCCUUGAGUGUCUCUACCUUUCUGCAUUUUUCUUUUAACCUUGCCGUGACUGUUCAACAAAAGGCUUCCGAAUUCCUUAUUUCUGUAAUUCUGAUUGAAAGCAAAAGUUAGUGGCGGACAUGAGGAGCGUGUUGAGGGCCAACCAACUUCUCUGCUAAGCAUGCUAGAGAAAUAUUUACCGGUAUAUUUCAGCACUGGGGUGAGGGGUGUGGGGUGAGGGGUGUGCAGAGAGAGGUGCAGAACUACAUAUGUGCUUGUUGCUGAUUGGUUAACACAAAUACAAUGCAAGGGUUGUAUAUACGCAUUAAUCAUCAAUAGAUUAAAGGUUGGGAAAGGGAACACAUGGUUAGACAGGUAUGAAAUCCUCCUUGUUAAAAUAUUACUAGUGAUUGAUGACUUAAUAAACUAUUACUAGUGAUUGAUAUUGCAUGACUUAAUAAACAAUUACUAGUGAUUCAUAUUGCAUGACUUGAAAGAGCAUAACAAUCGCAUUCGGUAGAUGUGGUCAACAAUGCGUUAAGAACAGGUCAGGGUAUGAUGAACUCAAUGUGAACUGAACAUUCCCAGACUCAUGUGCAGAAGCAGAACUUCCCAUCAGUCCCUGCCCUCAAGGUGCCUGCAAUCGAAAACACAUUUAUAUUAUUUAUUUCUCAGGAUUUAUAUGCGGCUCGAUUGGAACAAAGCCUCAAAGCUGCUCAUUAAAAGAAUAAAACAAUAAAUAACCUGUUUUAAAGAAAGAGUUAGAGGAUUGGAGGCGGAGGAGAGGUAGGCAAAUACAACAUCUCCACCAAAGGAUUGAGGGAAAUAAGCCAGAGGUCACAGAUGUUUGGAAAGUUAAUCUGUCUUUAGGCUAAUGUUAUUUUAGCCUAAUAAGUUAUUGUUUCUUAGGGAUAAUUUAAAUUGUUUUAAAUUUAAAUUUAAUAAUUUAAAUAAUGUAAUAAUAAAAAUUGUUUUCUUGUGAACUGUUUUGAGGUUUUUGUUUUUACAGUCAAGCAUUGCAUAAUUUUUAAUGAAAUUAAUAUAGUAAGUUUUCUGGGAAUGUGUUUCACACCGAAGUCACAGGUGGCUGUAUCUGUCCUCAUGCAUAAUCUUCUAUACCUGUGUCAUAUACAUCUUUACCUGCCUUUUCUCUAAACAAGAAAGCCCCCAAAUAUUGUCAUUUUUCCUUACAGGAGUUUCUGCCCAUUUCCAACCUUACUACACCCCUUUUGAAGGUCAACAAGCAUUGAACAGUGUUCCAUACGUGGUGGAGCUAUAUAUUUGCAUUUCAAUAUUGGCACGUUUGUUUUUGGUUCCUUUUACUAACGAUCAGUAACCUUUUUCGCAGCUGCUAUAAACUGGGCUAACAGUCUCAUUCGUCUGCCCACCAUAAUAUAUCCCCAAGUUCCUUUUGCUGGUCAUUUGCUGACAACUGGGAGCCAUCAGUGUACAUGUGAAGUCAGGAUUUAUUUAUUUAUUCAGUCGUUCAUUUAUUCCAAAAAUCUGCACCUCUUUAGGCUUGCUUAAACAAUGAGCCAUGUUUGGCAGGUUUAAAGCCAAUUCUCUCUCCCCCUCAAAAAACAAAACGGUUUAGAGAGAUCCUUGGGCGUCUGUUUGUUUCCCUUUUUUAUCAAAUUAUUCAAGAUUGUUUCCUUCGUGAUAUUGACUGCUUUGCUGCUAAACCCCUAUUGUCAGCAAAUUUCCAGCAAAUUAAAAAGCACUCGGCAGUCCUAGAGCUGAAUACACACUUGGCUUUUGUUCUGUACUUAUUUUUGGUCCCGGAAGUUUUCAGUUUUGUCUGCUGUUGUGGUUGCUGUCCUCUGCAGGUGACACACACGGCGGAGGUGCGUGGGUGUUGCUCUGUUAAAUUCUGCCUUUAAGGCAGAAAGCGGUUUUGGAUUCCGGCUUUGCAAAACGAGAGGCGAUUGAGCUUGUAUCCCUCAACGCUGCUGGUCUGAUUUGUUAAGGAUUUGACUCUUAGGUGAACUAAUUGCCUCACCUGUUCUUUCAGUCCCACAUUCCCCCCCCCCACCCAACUUGAUUUUUGCAAAAAAUAAAUAAAAAUGCUUCCCGCCCCGUGCAUUACAGCAGAACAUGAGUCUGCUUCUUUCCUGAUGGUGACGUAACAAUGGAGUGAAACAUCUUUAAAGUCGACUUCAUUGCAUUCUUUGUCUCUCCGCCGAUGGCUCAGUCUGGAGGGUUUGUUGCUCCAAGUGUUCUAAGAAUUUUAAGGUCUCAAAUAUAGAAUAAAUGUUCAUAAAUGCACACAUAUCUAAAUACACAAACCAUGUGUCUGAAACAGUCUGGGAGAGCAAUCCUGGAGUCAUUUUGACUCUCCCAAUGACCUCAAAUAUUCCUCUGCAGUAAGGGAGGCAAAUGGGGAAAGCCUUCCCAUUGUCUUUAUGCAGGCAAAUCCUGCCUAAAGGACAUAUUUGUGUAUGAAUAGGGUGAGCUUGUGACCUGGAUUCAGGAACUAAAGUAUUAACCAUCACGAAAGAAUGGCCAGACUGCCCAGGUAGAGCACUCAGUGACCAUUAUCAGGUAUCCUGGCAGGCAGGAUUUCUGCUGUAGACCGCCUCCUUCUGUGGUGUAUGCAUGAUGUUUUGAGGGUGGUCUUGGGCUACAGGGUGGGCAAUUUCAAAAUUCUGUAUAAGGGCUUUCACACCAUUGGUCGGGGUUCCUUUCAUCCCUCCUGCGUGUGGUGAGUAGCGACCCUGUUGCAACAGUUCCUUUAAUAAAGAUCAGGCUUACUAGCCACUUUGCUUCUCAAUAUACAGUGGUACCUUGGGUUACAGAUGCUUCAGGUUACAAACGCUUCAGGUUACAGACUCCGCUAACCCAGAAAUAUUACCUUGGGUUAAGAACUUUGCUUCAGGAUGAGAACAGAAAUUGUGCGGCGGCAGCAGGAGGCCCCAUUAGCUAAAGUGGUGCUUCAGGUUAAGAAAAGUUUCAAGGUUAAGAAUGGACCUCUGGAACGAAUUAAGUGGUACCUAAGGUACUGUACAUGUUUUUGUUUUAACAUUUCUAUGAAAUUGUUUUGUUGUGCGUUUCAAUUAUGCGUGGCUAUUUUUUAAAAAAAGAAUUGGAUUUAUGCGCCUAGACAGUUUAGAAGCUAUUUGGAUAACUAAGCAGUGUACAGAUAAAUGUCUUGCAAAAUGAUGCCAGUCUAGACAAUGAGUUAAAAGGUAAACAAUGAGUUAAAAGGCGUUCAUCUCACUUUACUGGAGCACGGACUGAGCAACGGGAGCUCACCCCAUUGCGGGGAUUCGAACCGCCGACCUUCUGAUCGGCAAGCCCUAGGCUCUGUGGUUUAACCCACAGCACCACCCGCGUCCCUAGACAAUGAGUUAACGCAGCACCAAUGCCGCUCCCGAUCUGCGUUGAAGCCCCAAACUCGGGGUCAAAUUCUAGGGGUUUACAUGCAUGAGGUGGUUGCUAAAUCCAAUUGGCAAAUUAAUAACUAAGACAGUGUUUCUCCAACUUGGUUCCCCAGCUGUUGUUGGACUACAACUCCCAUCAUCCCUGACCUGCUAGCUAGGGAUGAUAGGAGUUGUAGUCCAGCUGGGGACCCAAGUUGGAGAAACGCUGCAUUAAGGUCUCGUGGUCUGGGCUGCAUGCCAACAAUACUUUUAACUCUGUGGUCCUGCAAAUAAUUCACAGCUGUGUUAUGCCUCUGGAAUGCAGCAGGUACGAGGAGCUCCUGUUAGGAAUUUGAACCUAGCAGAUAUAAACAACUGUCAGGCCUGAGAGAGAGAGAGAGAGGUGGGGGUCUGCUUCUCUAACAACCCUCAUUUAAUAGCGGCAGGAAGAAUUUACUGUUCCAGGCCAGCUACGCCUCUUGGAGUUACAGUCCAUCUUCCAAUACAGUAAAUACAGUGGUACUUUGGUUCUCAAACACCUUGCUACUCAAGUAACUUGGAACCCAAACCACAGCAAACUUAGAAGUAAGUGUUCCGGUUUGCGAACUUUUUUUGGAAGUCGAACGUGCUCCGUUUUGAGUGCCACACUCAAAUAGUGUUUCAAAUAGUGUAUAUUAUUUCAGAGAUGGAGAAUAUGCAUGUGCUUUAGUUAGCUAACAGCUAAAUUGAAGAGGGAGAACAAAAAUACAUUUAUGAUUUCAAUUUUAUUAAAUGUUUUAUCAACAAAAACAAGGUGGUCAAAGAAGUGAUAUUGGUUGUGGAAAACAUUCUGGUACUGCUGAUUAGCAUGCAAUCACUAAGCUAAGGGUGGCUUAAUAUGCUUGUUUUUUUUAAAAAAUGAUAUUUAUUAAAAGUUUAAAAGUUACAGAAAAAAGAAGAAGAAAAAAUAAAUAAAUAUAACAAUAAAAAAGAAAAAGAACAAUAACAAAACAUAUAAAACAUAUAGAAACCAUACAUCAAUACACAAAAAAGACAGACAAAAAAGAAAACUAAAACACACAUCCAGUAUUCCAUGUCUUUACCUUUCCUUUACUUGUUUCAUCGACCUCCUCACACCUCCCUUUAUUUGUAUUCUAAUUCAAUUCACUAUUUCAGCAAGUUCUUCCCAUCUUUCUCAAUUUUUAUUCUAUAGUUUAUCUUAACUGUCUAACCUUAAAUUUUUUCAAUUUAACCCAUUAUCAAUCAAAUUUUACUUAAUUCUUUGUUGUAUUUCUACUAAAACCAUGUAACUUCAUUCCCGCAUCCUUCUAACACUCAUUAAUUUUACAAUGUUUCUGUAAGUAUACUUUAAAUUUUUUCCAAUCUUCUUCCACCGACUCUUCUCCCUGGUCUCGAAUUCUGCCAGUCAUUUCCGCCAGUUCCAUACAGUCCGGGUGGCUUAAUAUGUUUGAAACAGUACAGUAGUACCUUGGUUCUCAAAUGCCUUGGUAUUCAAACAACUUUCGAACGUGCUCCAUUUUGAGUCUUACGCUUCCGAUUUGAGUGCCACACUUCUGUUUUGAGUGUUACGCUGAGGUCUGUUGUUUUGCAAUUUAUUUUGCAUUUUUGUUUUUGCAGCUCUUUUUUUGUUUUGUUUUUGUGACUGUGUGGAACCCAGUUCAGCUACUGGUUGGUUGGUUGAUUGGUUUUUGAUUGAUUGAUUGUGUGGCUGCAGUACAUUGUUUAUUGCUUUCAUUUUAUGAAUCAGUGGUCUCGUUAGAUAGUAAAAUUCAUGUUAAAUUGCUGUUUGGGGGUUGUUAUUAGAAGUCUGGAAUGGAUUAAUCCAUUUUCCAUUACUUUCUAUGGUUUUGGAACAGACGUCUAGAACGGCUUAAGUUUGAGAAUCAAGGUACCACUGUAGUAUUUAUUUAAUAAAAGGCACACAGUACUUGGUUGUAAGAAAAAAAUCAACCCGCAGAGUGGUUUACAAAGAAAGACAAAACAACAAAAUGAUCAGUAAGAGGCUUAAAUAAAACUAAUAAAAAUCAUUAUUAUUUAAAUUUUUUUUUAAAAAAGGCUAGCAUUUACUGUCUGUCUGCUGAUUGGCACUGACUUCAUGUCUGCUGGAUCAGCCAAGUGCGCUUCGCUCCCUUUGCUUCAACUUCAGGUUGGAUCAUAGAAUUGCAGAGUUUGAAGUUUCUGGCAUGUGGCAGCCAUUCCGAUAACUGAAGAUGGCUAUCUUGUCUCCUCUCAGUCUCCUAUUUUCCAUGCUAAACAUUCCCAGCUCCUUCAAUCAUUCUUCAUAAUACUUAGUCCUUCAUCCAAGUCAUUUAUAAAGACGUUGAAGAACAACGGGCCCAGGACAGACCCCUGCGGCAUCCCACUUGUCACUUUUUUCCAGGAUGACGAGGAACCAUUAAUGAGCACCCUUUGGGCUUGAUCACUCAACCAGCUACAAAUCCACCCAACAGUUACCGGUACCUUGUUCAGCCCACAUUUUACCAGCUUCCUCGCGAAAAUAUCGUGGGGGACUUUGUCAAAAGCCUUACUGAAAUCAAGAUACACUAUGUCCACAACAUUCCCCUGAUCCACCAGCUUGAAACUUCAUCAAAAGAAAAGGAAUGAGAUUCAUCUGCUAUGACCUGUGAGAAACCCAUGCUGGGUCUUCACAAUCACAGCAUCCUUUUCUAAGUGCUCACAGACUGCCUGUUGAAUUAUCUGUUCUAGGACCUUUCCUGGUAUUGAUGUCAAGCUUACUGGUCAGUAGUUACCAUGGGCACAAAACUUCCCCACCUCCAGUCUGCAGGGACCUCACCUGUUACCCCAAAAUUCUCAAAGAUCAUAGAAAAAGGCUCUGAGAUUACAUCCGCAAGCUCCUUUAGUACCCUUGGGUGCAGCUCACCAGGCCUUGGAGAUUUGAAUUACCGUAUUUUUCACUCUAUAAGACGCACCAGACCACAAGACACACCUAGUUUUUGGAGGAGGAAAACAAGAAAAAAAUAAAUUCUGAAUCUCAGAAGCCAGAACAGCAAGAGGGAUCGCUGCGCAGUGAAAGCAGCAAUCCCUCUUGCUGUUCUGGCUUCUGGGAUAGCUGUGCAGCCUGCAUUCGCUCCAUAAGACGCACACACAUUUCCCCUUACUUUUUAGGAGGGAAAAAGUGAGUCUUAUAGAGCAAAAAAUAUGGUAAUUUAAGCAGCCUAGCUGUUCCCUUACCACUGCUCUUCCUAUCUUGGUCUGCAGCUCCCUCCUUGCAUCACUUAUCCUUUUGGUAAUGGGGCUUUCAGUCACCUGAUGUCACGUGAUCGGCAGGUGGGCUGGAUUUGGGGGAACCCAGGAUCUGGCCUGUUGGCUGGAUCUAAUUCACACCCCCCCACACACACAACCUAGAGGUUGUAUGUUCAGGUGCACAAGCAAGUUGCCAGCUAGCUCUGCUGAGGCUCUUUUUAUUAGCACAAUAUGCAAAACCAGUCAGAUACAUUUUGGACUGUGCCCUUUACAUCUUCCAAUCAUGCGAUCGUGGGGUGAUACAUGUGGGAAUGUUCAGGGAUGCAGGAGAGGAGAUAUUAUCUGAUAAUAGCCUUUCCAGCUUGUGUUAACAAGGUCACAAUUUAGCAGAGUAACAUUCCUCCUUUUAAACUUGCAGCGGAUGCGUUUGCUCAGGCUCGCUAAAGCCUCUAUAAUAACUGUUCUGCUAUUUCCCCCUUAUUCCCUCAUAAUAAGACACGACACAGUCUUCUAUAAAAGUAUAAAAAGAGUUUACUCACAUUCUGUUCACAAUCGGAUCCUAGAAGGCAGACUUAGCUUAGAAAAGUAACAUACACCUGGAAACUAUCUCAUAAGGAGACAGUCCCUUUGUCCUCUCUUGGCCAAGAGAGCAUCUUUGGCUAAGCAGAUGUUGCUUCUUCAAUGCAUGUAGUCAAAGAGAGAGAUGGCUGCCCUGCCCUGUGCUUUUGUCAUUACCUGCACAGGUGAGGCCACGCCCACCUCUAGUCACAUGCAGAGGAAGUCUGUCCCAGCCCAGAAGGAAACAGGAAGUUUACCUGCUGGCUGGACAAACAUUCCUCCCCAUGUGUAAACAUGUUCACUCUAGGAAUGCUGUACUUGACUGCUCUUGUGUUUCACAUCCCACAAUACAAGUUAUUUUGGCACCUGUUUCCACCAUGUCAUUUUCCCCUUGAGCAAUGUAUGACGAAGGAGUCAAAAGUCACAGACAGGGCACGGCAGAACACUGAGAAAGCCAAAGGUUAGAUAGAGGGCAUGAUGUUCAGACAGUUGUGGCUUUGUCUGCGGGUGGAAGUGUGCUCCACACCCGAAGGUCACGCGUUCAGGAACGGAUUUUCUUUCUGCAUGCAAAGCGUGGACUGCUGUGAUGGCUUAAUGGAGCCUCCAUCUGAAUAUCAGGUGUUGCGGACAACAGGGAGAUGGCUGCUGCGUUCCUGCCUUGCGUUGAAGGCUCCCUGGAAACUGCCAAUCACUGGUGGAAGCAAAAUACCAAACUGGGUGGAUUCCUGGUCAUGAAGGGGAGGCUUUAAAAAACAAACCACCUCAAAAAUUAGCAAAAUGGAACAAGAGAUCGCUGCCCUCUCAUCACGCUACAAACAAACAGGAGCUAAAAAGCUCCUUCAAUUUAUAGAACAAAAAAGGAGAGAACUAGACUCCCUAGAAAUCAACAAAACAAUGAUCAGCAUUCUAUACUCUAAACAACGCUUCUAUGAAUACGGAGGGAAAAACUCCAGAAUAUUUGCAAAUAGAUGUAGGAAAAAAGCACUCAAAACAAGAAUUCACUGCAUCUCCAGAAAAGACGGCAACAUAGCAUUCUCCCCCCAAAGAAAUAAUCUCAGAAUUUGUUGAAUUUUACUCCAACCUAUACACCUCUCAUAACCCACCUGAGGAGGAAAUCAGAAAAUUCCUAGCAGGACUUGAGGAGAUUUCACCCCUCCCAUAUCCAAGAAUCUCCUGAGGAGUCUGCUGAUUCUCCAGAGAGGAGGAGGCGUGUCCAGCACAGAGAGAGUCAGUCAGUCAGUGUCAGAGAGAGAGAGAGAGAGAGAGAGAGACUGUUAGAGAUCGUGUGUAGAGAUAAGGUUGCUGCUAAGAGCAGCUGCAGACACUCAGUGCAGUGCAGCAUUUAUUUAUGCUUAGACCUAUUUAGCUCUGCAUAUAGUUGUGUUAUAGUUGUAGUUAUAGAAUAAAGAAGAUAUUCUACAGAGCUGCUCUCCGAGUUGUUUAUAUACUCUGCUAGAGUCUGCUGUACUCUGCUGUGCAACGACUGUCUUCUUGUGGAAGUGAAUCCAGUGCUCACAACUCUAAGCUGUGAGUCCACAGCACUUUGACCUGUUCCUGUGCAGAAGGUGGUCUCUGGAAGUGCUACCCAGCUCGCCUAGCCCAGUCAGGGCUGAAGUGGAUGAGUCCAGUUGGUGGCACUGGCUCAAGGGCGAUGCUGACAGGACUGACCAUGCCUACCUUAACUGAUGAAGAACAAGAAUUCAUGGACAGUCCUAUCACCCCAGAGGAAAUAGAUAUGGUCCUCAAAAACCUGAAACCACACAAAGCCCCAGGCCCAGACAGCUUUGCAGUAGAAUUCUAUAGGAAAUUCAAAGCAUCUAAAAGAGGGCUUCCCAAAUUUGCGUCUCCAGCUGUUUUUGGACUACAACUCCCAUCCUCAGCUAGCAGGACCAGGUGUCAGGGAUGAUGGGAAUUGUAGUCCACAACAGCUGGAGACCCAAGUUGGGGAAGCCCUGGUCAAAAAGUAUGAAUACAUCAUCCCCCACCGUGGUCUAUUGAUCUUCAUUCCUAAUUUAUUUCUGCUUUCAACUUUUUUUGGCUAACUUUUUUUGGUUUUGUAUCUAUUGUUGCAAACUGCUGCAAUGUAUCGUUAUGAUGCAGCGGUACAUAAAUAUUUGUUUUAGGAAAAAGUAAGUAAUAAAAGUCAUCCUGUGCUUCUGCUGGACUGGGAUAAAUUCCAGUUGUGGCUGGGGGCUUAAAACAGCCCUUCCUCUUAAAAAAAUGCAAUCAGGAAAAUAUGCAGGGGGAAAUUCUUAGCAGGGAUUUAAUUGCACAUGGGCGAGUGAUAACCUGAUUAGCCAAUAUUCCGGCUGCCACGUUGGGGACACUGAUUCAAAAUCUGGACUGGGGAUUGUAUUGGGAAGGGCACUGAGAGUGGAAACUCUCUGGAAAUACUUGCAGUGUAAAAUAAUAAUAAUAAUUGUUUAAGGUGGUCUAGGGAUACAGGCACCUACCAGACAAGUCUGGGCUUGCCCAGUGCUUAGUUUCAUUGCAGACAGACUGCUGUUGGGCUGGACAGCUGCCCAGGUCCUGCAGGUCUUUAAAAAGUGCAAACUCUGGUAUCUUGUCCAAACAGACUGAAAAUACUACCAAGCCCAGCGGUUCCCUAAGUUUUUCAGAUCCCUGUUUCGGUUGCAAUAAACUCAUCCUCAGUGCCCCCUGCCCUACCAAAAGCACUGUUCAGAAAAGUGGUUUGCACGAUCCACUAAGUAAGGUAAGGAGACUGCAAAAUUAAAAGCAGAGGCUACUCUAAUCAAAAAAAUUCCAUCUAUUUACAGUUGGUCUCCAAGUUAAAUUAUAAAUUUCUCCUAUUCCUUAUUGAAGUUUUGGUCUUCUUGGUUCCUGAGCUUUCUGGUCAAUUUUGCCAUUUCAGCAUAGUCCAAUAAUUCAAUUUGCCAUUCUUCUCUUGAAGGGACUUUAUCUUCUUUCCAUCUCCGGGUCAGAAUAUGGUUUAUGUAUCUGUGUGUGAGCUCCCACUCUGUGUAUUUAUGAACAUUUUUGGUUUUGACACCUUAGAAUUACGGGGCGGGGGGGCGGGGAAUGCUUUGGUCGUUUCUCAUAUGCGUGGUCAAAGGUAAAGGUAAAGGGACCCCUGUCCAUUAAGUCCAGUCAUGGCUGACUCUGGGGUUGCGGCGCUCAUCUCGCUUUAUUGGCCGAGGGAGCCGGCGUACAGCUUCCGGGUCAUGUGGCCAGCAUGACUAAGCCGCUUCUGGCGAACCAGAGCAGCGCACAGAAACGGCGUUUACCUUCCUGCCGGAGCGGUACCUAUUUAUCUACUUGCGCUUUGACGUGCUUUCGAACUGCUAGGUUGGCAGGAGCUGGGACCGAACAACGGGAGCUCACCCCGUCGCGGGGAUUCGAACCCCGACCUUCUGAUCGGCAAGUCCUAGGCUCUGUGGUUUAACCCACAGUGCCACCCACCCGGCUGCAAAAGUUGAUGGGACCACUGAUCUUUUUAAUGGUUGUAUAGAAAAGGAGAUUUCAGUGAGUGCGUCUUGCCAUGCCUGAAAUUGCCCUCUGUUUGCAUGGCCAUUUUUGGGGGGGCUUAUUGCUCAGGGUGGAAGAUACCCACUGUAUGUCCAAACCCCUGGUUCAGUCCCUGGCAUGCCCAGUUAAAACAACAAAGAUAAUGAUAUGAUUUAUAUAUCUAUGCUGCUAUUUUGUGAAUGAAAACCAGCUCAUCCUUCUUCUUGUUGGCAUCUGUCUGUCUCAAACAUCUCUCAAGACAGAUGGAUGACAACAACAUGUGGAAUUCGUUCCCCAAAGUCGCAAAGUGGUUUAUAAACAAUAAAUAGCAAUAAAAUUCUAGAACAUCACAAUGACGACGUAAAGCAUAUAGAACAGUUAACAAAUCAUCAGUUAAGACAACUAAAAUCUGGGACAAAACAACUAAAACAAUAAGCUAAUCAGCACAAUUGCAACAUUAUAAUGUAAGGGUCACAAAGUACUACAGCAUUCCUAAUCUCUGAAAUAAUAUUAACAGCAUUAACUCAACAUAAUCUAAGCACAGUUGAAUUCUAAGCAGAGCACACUUUUUAUCGUUUGUACCUUUUAGUGCAAAGAGGCGUUUGUGUAUGUAUUUGGACCUUAAGUAUUUUGACAUCUGAAUCAACGUACCAUUUGUUAUGCCCUGUGGCCUGGGGGAAGCAAUUCAGGUAAUCAGAUUCCUUUGUGUGGUUAACUUUCAAUAACUUGAGCAUUUAGUCUCCCUCCCCACCCUGCUGGCGACCUGAAAGUUAUAUGAAAUUACUGGACUCGAAAUAGAUCAGCCAGCUUUGAUUCAGUUCAGUCGAGAGUUCAUCGAGCUGUAGAGUUGGAAAGAUUAGCAAAACUGAAAAUGCUACUGUUAGCAGCUGGUCACUGCAAAAAAUGUGUGUGUGUGUCUAUAUUUGUAUAUAUUCAAACUUUGCAUAGAGGCGAUACAGGGUGUGUCAUUUACAUUCUGGGGCCUUUCAGCUGAUGCACACGCCCUCCUGCUCUGUACGUUCCUGUGCAAUGCUACUAACUCUUCCUGCAUUUCCAGUGGGCUCUGAUAAGGAAAAGUCCUGGGGUGUGGAUUUACUCCGUGGGGGUGCCACUCCCCGUGGGUCUCUCUGGUCAGCAAAAGGAGGGUUCUGCAACCAAGUUGAAGAAGCAAACAGUGGUCAGUAGACCUGAUCUUUAUUUGUUGCAGCAAGGUUCAAAUACACAAAGAGUAGGAACCCCGAGCAUGUAGUUGUGUGGACUUUUAAGACCUCUCUCCAUUUCCCAUGAUACAUUUUUCAACAGCAUCAUUGAUACAUCACAAAUAUGUCAAAAAGUAGGAGUGUUUGGCAUGUAGAAACAUGAGCCCAUCACCCACCCCUGUCAAUAACCCCAGUUCCUCUUCCCCAAGGAACAAUAAAGAUAUUUACACAUCCCCCUAGCUGUAAGGCUUUCCUGUGCUUCUCCUUUGGAAGUAUCAGGAUUCAAUCCACCAUCCUGAUGGGUUUCUGCCUGGGGUAUGUGCUGCCCUUGAUGGCCUCCUGCCUCCCAUUGUGUGGCUAAGUUCACACCUUAUGGAGGGUGUUAGCAGAGAAAUCUGAGGGCUCCCUUGGACAGCGGUCAGGAAUACCAGAGCAAAACAGCAGCCAGUAGGCUUGCUAUUUAUUGAAGACUGUUGCGACAGGACUCCCACCUGCCACCAGGUGGAACAAGAUGGAAGCCCCGAACAAAAGAGCCCCCAAACUUUUAUUAGCUGAUAAUCCCCAUGUUACACACCCCCAAACUACAUCACUCAUACAUCACGGUUACAUCAUGAAAGGGGAGGUCUGGUGGCAGUAAUCUGAGCAUCCUGGACCCUGCCCCAUGGUUCCCCUUGCCCUCCACCAAACACCCAUCAAGUGAAACAAAAGAGAUACUUACAUUUCCCUGUUUCCCAGCCAAGUUAAUCCCACCCUUUUGUCUUCAUCUGGGUUUGUUAUUUCUGGAAUGGCUACCUGUCUGGCACUCAGGUAUCAGGAGGCCAGGGAUUAUCACUCAGGCAGAGGGGCUGCUGAGUAGCUGAGCUCACAUAUCUACAUGAAUUUCUGAAGUUUUCCCAGUUAGCCAGUACAUAGAUACAUCUAUCAGUGAAUUGUUACAUUUGGUAUCAUGCAGCAGAGGCCCUUUGAAUAAACUGUGAUGAAGUGUUUUGUGGGGACAAGUCACAAAAGUGAUUGUGCUGAUUUUGGUAGUGGGCUGCAUGUGCAUGAUAUCUGCUGGAGGGGCAACCUCCCCCAACCUAUACAUAAAUUCCUGCAACAAGGAGGAAGGAGUAUGUGACCUUAUCAUUAAGGGAUGAUGGAUUCCCCUCUUCCAGAGGAGUCAUUAGGCCUUGGAACCAAGGAAAUCGGUCAAACCGGUGAAUUUUAGCAGUUAUUAGAUUCUAUAUUGGAUAGUCAGAGGAAACAUGGGAUCCGCUUAUUGCUACAAUUUUAUAGACUGCUUUUCUGAGCCUCUGCUGUUCUGUAUGUAAGGUGCCUCUGCCAAAGGUCAUUGUCCUGGCUUUCGUUAGAGGCUGUGCUGGGGACUUGGGAUUUUGGGUGUCAUUUAACCGUCUUUCCGUGGGACUCUUUCCCACAAAACCUUCCAAGACAACAAUCAUAGAAUCGGAAGGGACCCCGGGAGCCAUUAUGUUUUUAUGUGUUGGAAACCACCCAGAGUGGUUGGGGCAACCCAGCCAGAUUGGCGGAGUAUGAAUAAAUAUGAUGAUGGUGAUGAUGACUGCCAUACUGUGUGUGCCUUGCAAGGAGUCUAACCCAUUGAAGGCAGGGGCACUUUGGGUGGUAAUCAAUAAAAUUUCACUCUGAGUAGACCCGGUGAAAUGAAUGAACCUUGCUAAAUUGAUUCAACAGGUCUACUCCAUGUUGCUGAUUUGCCACUCGUCAAAUCACCUGACAUCACAGUGACAGCAGGGGAUUUCUUUUGCCUGCUGUGGCCUUGCAGGGUGCUUUGCGUAGUAGUAGUAGUAGUAGUAAUAAUAAUAAUUUAUUUAUACUGGGUUUCCCCAGCCUCUCUGGGCGGCUUCCAACUGAAUAUUUAAAACAAUACAGCAUCAAACAUAAAAAACUUGCCUAAACAGGGCUGCCUUCAGAUGUCUUCUAAAAGUCUAGUAGUUCUUCUUCUCUUUGACAUCUGGUGGGAAGGUGUUCCACAGGGCAGGAGCCACUACCGAGAAGGCCCUCUGCCUGGUUCCCUGUAACCUCACAUCUUGCAGGGAGGGAACUGCCAGAAGGUUCUUGGCGCUGGACCUCAGUGUCUGGGCAGAAUGAUAGUGGUUUAGCUGGUGAUAUGUCACAAAGUUCCAAACUAGCUCCACCAGCUCAGACGUUGUGGUAUAUCAGUAUAUCUCAAUGUUUAGUUGGUGGCAUAUCACAGUGUUGAAAGCCUGAUAUUGCAGAUCCCUACUCGAGAGUUACAGCUGAACCUUUGGUUGUGGUUUACCGUAUUUUUUGCUCUAUAAGACUCACUUUUUCCCUCCUAAAAAGUAAGGGGAAAUGUGUGUGCGUCUUAUGGAGCGAAUGUAGGCUGCGCAGCUAUUCCAGAAACCAGAACAGCAAGAGGGAUUGCUGCUUUUGCUGCGCAGUGAUCCCUCUUGCUGUUCUGGCUUCUGAGAUUCAGAAUAUAUUUUUUUCUUGUUUUCCUCCUUCAAAAACUAGCUGCGUUUUAUGGUCUGGUGUGUCUUAUAGAGCGAAAAAUACGGUAUCUCCCCCAGACAAACCGAGAUGUGAGACCUGGGUUUGGGGAUAACAUCUUAGCAGCCAAGACAGAGGUGCCACCAGCUGCUAUAUAGAGAAAGGGAAGCGAGCUCAAAACAGCUGACUUCCUGCUGAUUUGCAGCUUCGGUGCUAAAUGCUUUGCUCAAACCUUCCACCAAAUUUGGUUGGGGGUGGGCAGUGUUCGUGAGCUGCCACUGUGCAGAAGUGUGCAGGGCCAGAAGGAACAUUUUGGCAGCAACAACAGAGGUUAUCAGCUGGGUUAUCAAGAAAGAACGCCUGGUCUGUGGAAGGCUGUUUAAUGCUUUGGGCGGACUCACCAGACCGGUGUUUCUUAAUCUCUGGUUUCCCCAGCUUUUGUUGGACUACAACUCCCAUCUUCCCUGACCACCGGUGUAGCGAAGUUGGGAAAUCUUGGUAUGUCAAACGUUGCGGAAGAGUUGUGGACUUCUGGGGAAUGGGUAUCUGGUCUCUUUAAGUCUAAAACUCCCUGUCCUUAGAAGUGUGUAGUUUAAAGACUAUUUACAGAAAUAUUGUAAAAUCAAUGAAUGUUAGAAAAAUGUUGGAAUGAAGGUAUAUGGCUUCAGCAGAAAUGUUAUAAGGAAUUAAGUAUAAAUGGAUUAAUAGAGAAUUAAAGGGAAAAAUAAGGUCAAAAUGUGUUAAGAUAAUUAUAGGAUAGAAAGCAGAGGAAGAUGGAAAGGAAUUGCUGAAACAACUAAUAGAAGUGGAAUACAAAAAGGGAGGUGUGAGGAGGUCAUGGAAAUAAGUGAAUGAAAGAUUGAAACUAUUUGAUGUGUUUUAAAUUGUUUUUGUUUUGUUUUCUUAGUUUAAAUUGUUUUUGUUAGUUCAGUGUUAGGUAUUGUUUUUGUAUUGUAUUGUUUAUUUUCUUUUUUUAUGUAAUGUCUAAAUUGUUGGAAAGUAAUAAAUAUUAUUUUUUAAAAAAUAGAAGUGUGAGACAAUUCCAUCCUGACUCUAGGCAGGAUGAGAUGUUAUCUGAUCUGGGGUCCUGGCACAGCUGGGGGCUUGCUGGGUGUGAAAAGGUUUAGGAGGCUAUCAAAGUAAUUUACAACUCAAGAGCCUGGUACGUGUCAGAGCAGCCUGAGAAGGGAGAGGACCUUUUGAUCUCAAGGUCUCUGAGCCUAAACAAAGUUCAGCUGUGCUGGUCUCCUGGCAAUCAGGAGAUAGUUUCUCAGCAUACAGCCAUUGGUGUGGUGGGAGCUGUACUCUUGACAACGGCUGGGGACCCAAGUGGGAGACACACUACAGAGUCUAUCUACCUGCUCCAGUGUGUGCACCUUUUACUGGGUGGGGAGAAAAGUCAGGGAUGCUGGAGAAAAUGCUCACCCAGUGGUGAGCCUGUCCCAGUUGUUGUGCUGAAGGGGAGACCCCCAAAGGGGUAAUAAACCCUUUAAUAUGGUCCUUCCUGUGGCAGAUAGGUGACGGAUUCUGAGACAUUUCACAAGCCGAGACAUUUCGCUGCAGGGCUUAUAGUUUUAUGCCUUCCGAAAGGCACGGGAGGUUUUUUUGUUCCUUGUUUGUCUUCCCUGUCCUUAUUUGUCUCCUUUUUGCAGGAGAAAACGCCGGCCGGGUUGAGGUGUUCCGCCGCGAAUGCAACCAUGACAAGUGUCCCCUUGGUAGUAACCCACAAUUUCUCCUCGAAAGAAGCCCAGCAGCUGCUCCACAACAAGUUUGUUGUGAUCAUGGGCGAUUCCAGUGAGUAUCUUGUCGAUGUGGCAAUUAGGAUGUGGUUUGUUCCUCAGCUGCAACAAUUCCUGGCCUUCGAAACACAGGCUGGGUGCCUUUUUUCUUGCCGGGAGUAUGAAAACAAUUCUCUGCCCUUGUCCUUCGGCGUGUCCCUCCCUCCUCUCUCUGCCUCUCCAUCUCUCGAGCGCAGCUUCACUUCCUCUUUCAAACUGCCUCUCUGUAUAUUUCUAUCUUGAUAAAUUGGAAACAUGAUCUGCGGAAACUCUGUGGGUUGCAGAUCUCCAUGCUUAGCAUGUGGCUGAAUGCUGAUGUGCUUCUUAACUGCUUAUCGUGCUCAAUCCAUCUGCUUGCUAAAACCUUAAAGCUUUACUACCAGCAAAUGCUUCCCAACAACAGAGAUCUUUAAAAUAAAUAAUAAUAAUAAUAAUAAUAAUAAUGAUGAUGAUGAUGAUGAUGUUAUACCCUGCUCAUCUGGCUGGGUUUCCCCAGCCACUCUGGGAGACUUCCAACAAAAGAUUAGAAGAAGAAGAAGAGUUUAGAUUUGAUAUCCUGCUUUCUCACUACCCGAAGGAGUCUCAAAGCGGCUAACAAUCUCCUUUCCCUUCCUCCCCCACAACAAACACUCUGUGAGGUGAGUGGGGCUGAGAGACUUCAAAGAAGUGUGACUAGCCCAAGGUCACCCAGCAGCUGCAUGUGGAGGAGCGUGGACGUGAACCCGGUUCACCAGAUUAUGAGUCUACCGCUCUUAACAACCACUGCACCACCAGUACAUUAAAACACCAGUCAUUAAAAGCUUCCCUAAAAAGGGCUGCCUUCAGAUGAUUUCUAAAAGUCAGAUAGUUGUUUAUCUCCUUGAAUCUGACGGGAGGGCGUUCCACAGGGUGGGCACCACUACCGAGAAGGCCCUCUGCCUGGUUCCCUGUAACUUUGCUUCUCACAGGGAGGGAACCACCAGAAGGCCCUCGGCGCUGGACCUCAGUGUCCAGGUAGAACGAUGGGGGUGGAGACGCUCCUUCAGGUAUACUGGGCCUUUGAGGCCGUUUAGGGCUUUAAAGGUCAGCACCAACACUUUGAAUUGUGCUCGGAAAUGUACUGGGAGCCAAUGUAGGUCUUUCUAGACCGGUGUUAUGUGGUCUCGGCAGCCGCUCCCAGUCACAAGUCUAGCUGCCGCAUUCUGGAUUAGUUGUAGUUUCUGGGUCACCUUCAAAGGUAGCCCCACACAGAGGGCAUUGCAGUAAUCCAAGCGGGAGAUAACCAGAGCAUGCACCACUCUUGUUGAGACACUCUGCGGGCAGGUAUGGUCUCAGCCUGCGUACCAGAUGGGGCUGGUAAACAGCUGCCCUGGACACAGAAUUGACCUGCGCCUCCAUGGACAGCUGUGAGUCCAAAAUGACCCCCAGGCUGUGCACCUGGUCCUUCAGCGGCUCAAUUACCCCAUUCAGGAUUAGGGAGUCCCCCACACCUUCCCGCCUCCUGUCCCCCUGUCUCAUAAUCUGGUGAGGGAGCCAGUGUGGUGUAGUGGUUAAGAGCGGUGGACUCAUUAUCUGGUGAACCGGGUUCGCUUCCCCGCUCCUCCACAUGCAGCUGCUGGGUGACCUUGGGCUAGUCACGCUUCUUUGAAGUCUCUCAGCCCCACUCAUCUCACAGAGUGUUUGUUGUGGGGGAGGAAGGGAAAGGAGAAUGUUAGCCGCUUUGAGACUCCUUAGGGUAGUGAUAAAGCGGGAUAUCAAAUCCAAACUCUUCUUCUUCCCGCAAAAAGAGUACUUCUGUCUUGUCAGGAUUCAUCCUCAAUCCAUUAGCUGCCAUCCAUCCUCCAACCGCCUCCAGACACUCACACAGCACAUUCAUCCCCAUCACAUCUUUGGGAGAUUGUGGGUGAUUGUGCCUCCUACAACUCAGCACCGCCCUCUUUGCAGCGAUGAAUGAUCCCAAGGGAUCCUCUUGGACUGGUGCAGAUGUGAUUUGGGGUCAAGAGUGGGUCUGUCCUUGCAAGAAAAACCUAUUGCAGUUGCCUCCGUAGUGGGCAUUUAUCGUGGAAGUGCAACACUCACUCACUUGCUACAGGGGAUCUGUACCAAAUGGUGCCCAAACAACCCCCUCUCAUCUUUCUCUUGUUCGGCAUCUAUUUAUUUAAACAAUGCAGCUACGUGAGAUCACAAAUCAUUCCUAAAAUAAAAUUGUAAAUGUGCUUCUCUGCCUGGAUAGCUCAGCUGGUUAGAGCGUGGUGCCGAUAAUGCCAUAGUUGCAGGUUUGAUCCCCGUAAAAGACAGCUGCAUAUUCCUGCAAUGCUGGGGCUUGGGCUAGAUCAGGGGCAGCAACCUUUUUCAGCCAUGGACCGGUCCACUGCCCCUCAGACCAUGUGGUGGGCCGGACUAUAUUUUGAAAGAAAUAUAUACAGUGGUACCUCGGGUUAAGUACUUAAUUUGUUCCAGAGGUCUGUACUUAACCUGAGACUGUUCUUAACCUGAAGCACCACUUUAGCUAAUGGGGCCUCCUGCUGCCACUGCCCUGCUGCUGCGCGAUUUCUGUUCUCAACCUGAAGCAAAGUUCUUAACCUGAAGCACUAUUUCUGGGUUAGCAGAGUCUGUAACCUGAAGCAUAUGUAACUUGAAGCGUAUGUAACCCGAGGUAGCACUGUAUAUUAAAAUGAAUGAAUUCUUGUGCCCCACAAAUACCCCAGAGAUGCAUUUUAAAUAAAAGGACACAUUCUACUCAUGUAAAAACACGCUGAUUCCCGGACCGUCCGUGGGCCGGAUUGAGAAGGUGAUUGGGCUGCAUCCAGCCCACGGGCCUUAGGUUGCCUACCCCUGGGCUACAUAGUCCUGGGUAAAGGUAAAGGUAAAGGUAAAGGGACCCCUGACCAUUAGGUCCAGUCAUGGCCGACUCGGGUUGCGGCACUCAUCUCGCUUUAUUGGCCGAGGGAGCCGGCGUUCAGCUUCCGGGUCAUGUGGCCAGCAUGACUAAGAUGCUUCUGGCGAACCAGAGCAGCGCACUGAAACGCCGUUUACCUUCCCAUCGGAGCGGUACCUAUUUAUCUACUUGCACUUUGACAUGCUUUCGAACUGCUAGGUGGGCAGGAGCAGGGACCGAACAACGGGAGCUCACCCCGUCGCGGGGAUUCGAACCGCUGACCUUCUGAUCGGCAAGUCCUAGGCUCUGUGGUUUAACCCACAGCGCCACCCACGUCCCAGUCCUGGGUAAUCUUGGGCUAAUUUGAGACAAUCAAACUCCCCUUGACACAAAGAAGCCUUUCUCUUUUCUGAUCUUUCAUCACGGUUGAAAAUUGGGAUUUGCAACAAUAUGUUUGCAUAUUGUUUGCAACAAUAUGUUGUGGACAACUGUAGAAGAAUAGCCAGUGCCCUUGAAGAGACGUGGGGAUAUUGUUUCUGGUUGCAAAUCACCCCCAGAAAGUUUUUAUUUUGAUACCAUACUGUACUGAAAUGUUUAAAUGUUUCUUUGUUUGCCAUUGAAUCUUCCCACAACACUUCCUGUUCUCUCCCGCCACACCGGUGUGAUGCAUUCCACCCACGGCCGCAAACCCUUUGCAGUGCAGAAAUCUGUUUCCUCCCCACUCCAGAGCAGUUCCUUUCAAUCUGGGUUGACUCUAGAUCAUGCUUUCCAGGAGAGUGGUUGUGCUUGCUUGAGACACUUUAGGUUAUCCAAACCGUUCCCCGCCUGCAUGAGGCCACAGGUCAAUGAGAAAGGAAGUGGUGAUUACAAACACUCCCCCAUUUAUUUUUCUUUUACAGUGGUACCUCUGGUUGUGAACGGGAUCCGUUCCGGAGCCCCGUUCUCAACCUGAGCAGAACGCAACCCACGUCUGUGCAUGCACGGGUCAGAAUUCACCGCUUCUGCGCAUGCACGUGAUCGUCAUUGUCCGUGUUUGUAAAAAAAAAAGGUUCUGACCUCCCUUUGUCACCUCAGCCUGGUCCUCGGACCCUUGUUGGCAUAAAAGAGUCCACGAGAAGACUGUCCUUGCAGAGUACUGUCUGCUUUUAUUCUUAAAAGACUUUCUGCAAAAAUGACUGACCAACUGUACACACAUCAACACUACCAGCUUUCACUAACCAACCAACCAACCCAAACAAAAACUAACAUUUCUCACUCUAUAUAUACAACCCGGUGCAGGCCGCUGACUCACGCUGACCCAGGUUUUUUAAGCAUUAAAGAAACAGCGGCCAAUUUUUUAGCCGUGACAGUCAUUUUGAGUGUCUGCGCAUGCACGAGCGGCGAAACCCGGAAGUAACCCUUUCCGGUACUUCCGGGUCGCCGCGGGACACAACUUGAAAAGAUUUAACCUGAAGCAAAUGUAACAAGAGGUAUGACUGUAUUUCAAGAUUCAGAGUCACCAUUUAUCACUCAACAGUUAUAAUUCUAUAAUACGAAUGAGUUCCUGCUCAUCCAUCCUCAAUGUUUAUAAGCACAAUUGCAUACAGUUGCUUCUUAAAAUUCCAUCAUGUCCCAUUUCACCCUCUUAAAUACGUAGGUUUCUUAAUAUAUUCUAUCCCCCCCCCUUAAAUUUCGCAUUUGGAAAAUUAUUUUUUUAGUAGACCAGAGAGAGUUUCCAGUCCUCCUUGAAAGAUUCUAGAUUUGUGUCUCUUAUCAGAGCUGCCAGUUUUAACAUAUUCUGCAUAUUCCAUGAUUUUCAUCAGCCAUUCUUCAUUUGUCAGUAUUCCAUGCCGCUUUGGUUACAUGCAGAAACACAGUUGAAGUUUCCUUUGUAAUCUACAUCUUUGUCAAUCUGUUUUCAAAUGGAUUAUAAAGGGUAAUGCAUAAUCACACCAGAAAGGUGUUUCGUUUUUGGAACGAGCCCAAUUUCUCCAGAAGUGCUUCUUGGAGGGGGAAAAUAUGCAAUAGCUCUAGAUCAUGGGUAGGCAAACUAAGGCCCGGGGGCCAGAUCUGGCCCAAUCGCCUUCUAAAUCCGGCCCACAGACGGUCCGGGAAUCAGCGUGUUUUUCCUUGAGCAGAAUGUGUGCUUUUAUUUAAAAUGCGUCUCUGGGUUAUUUGUGGGGCCUGCCUGGUGUUUUUACAUGAGUAGAAUGUGUGCUUUUAUUUAAAAUGCAUCUCUGGGUUAUUUGCAAGGAAUAGGAAUUUGUUCGUAUUCUUUUUUCAAAAUAUAGUCCGGCCCCCCACAAAGUCUGAGGGACAGUUGACCGGCCCCCUGCUGAAAAUGUUUGCUGACCCCUGCUCUAGAUUGUGUGCGGACUACAUAAAAAAAAAACCACUUGUAUUUGGUCUCCAUAGAUUCUAGAAUAAAAUGUUUGUAUGCAGCCUUAGUCGACAAGACAUGUUUUCUUCCCAUUCUAGUUUACCGAUCGAUAUACAAAGACCUGAUCUCCAUCCUGCAGGCCGACGAGCUGCUCUCUGUUGAUAAGCUGAAGAAAAAGGUGGUUUUCUCUUUAAAGUAUUUUCAUAAAAUCCUAGAAUUUUAGAGUUGGAAGGGACCACAACUGUCAAACCUAGAUGUCUCAAGGACACAGCUGCUGCACAAGCAAUAAUUCUGCAAACUUGUGCUUGGCUGCCCCAGUUCAGGGCAGAACUGGAUCCAUAUUCCCUGAUCAAUAACUUUUCCUCCUUUUAUUCAGUCACAGCAGUCCCUGUCUUAUACUUAGAGGGGGGCGUCCGACUGGUUGGACAGUUUUUCGGCAGUAGGAUGGAAACAGGGGGGUUAGGUGGCUUAUGACCAACUGAGACCCCCUCAUUCUGUGGUUCUCUGGACUGAGACUUCUAGGAGUAGUAGUAAAGUAAAUAGUAAAUUUUAUUUAUACCCCACCCUCCCUGCCCAGAGCCGGGCUCAGGGCGGCUAACACCAAUAAAAUCACAGUAAAAACAUAAUGGGGGGGGGAAGAGACCCAAUUUAAAAUACAGGUUAAAAUGCAAUUUAAAAUGCAGCCUCAUUUUAAAAGUAGCUGAUAGAUCAAAACCAUAAGGGGAGGGAAACAUAAGGGUCAGACUGAGUCCAAACCAAAGGCCAGGUGGAACAGCUCUGUCUUGCAGGCCCUGUGGAAAGAUGUCAAGUCCCGCAGGGCCCUGGUCUCUUGUGACAGAGCAUUCCACCAAGUCGGGGCCAGUACUGAAAAGGCCCUGGCCCUAGUUGAGACCAAUCUAACCACCUUGCGACCUGGGACCUACAAAAUGUUGUUUUUUGUAGACCUUAAGGUCCUCCGCGGGGCAUACCAGGAGAGGCGGUCCCGCAGUCAUGGGUUGGCUGCAAGGGGCUUGCAGAGGAGGCCUUGUGUACGAUCCUGAUCUCUACUUGCAGGGAGAGCCGACUUUUGCCAACGAUAAACUGGUGAAAUAUAGUGGGUUAGGCUGCGGGAACAGAUACCAGGAGGUGCGCGAGUUCCGCUCGGAUCACCACCUGGUGCGAUGCUACUUCAUUCCCCGCGUUUAUUCGGACUACGUGGAGGAAAUCUUGGACGACCUCCAAAGAGAGCCGAAACCAGACGUGGUCAUCUUCAAUUCCUGCCUCUGGGACCUCAACAGGUAAGGGGGGCUUACCUGUGGCACCAGGGCACUCUUCUUCCGUGUGUGGGCUUCUCUGAGAUAUCUGCCUGACCUACGCUUGGAAACUGGGUGCUGGGCUCUUUCUGUCCAGAUGGACCGACCUUGCUGUGAUCCUGCGGCCUCUGCCUUGUGUUAUCCAGCCCUUUGUUGCUGACCCCUGACCAGAAACAUCAUAUGUCUCUGCAUCAGCUGAGAUUUGGGAUGCUUUUGUUGCUGCUUUAUGCAGGGACUUAGCGGGAAAACUGUGCUUCCCUCUCCUUAAAAAAUAACCGCUGGAGCAGUUAGUCAUGCAGAGAUGUGGUGGGCAGACUCCUCCAUGGGUGGUCUCCAAAACAGCCUUUUUAUUUCGUUGAUUACCAAACAUGAUCCCAUGUUAGAGGAUGGAGAAUUGGGAAAAUACCCUUUUGUUUAUACUCACAUCUGUCCAGGUUUGAAAAUCAAGGGAACAUGAGACCAGGUGUGUGUGUGUGUUCUUGUGUUCUUGUGUUCUUUAAAUCAAAUCCACCCUGGCACCCUUCAGCUUUCUUGGCCAAGACCAAUGCUGUUAUCCUUUUGUGUCUUCCCACCAAGAUCCUGAUGGUCUCCCUUCUUCCAUGCAGGUACCAAGAGAAGGUGGCCAGGAAGCUUCGGCUGCCGAAGGCCAUCAGGCAGUACAGGCUCAACCUGGAAAAGCUCUUUGAGAGGCUGGAUCAGGUCCUUCCUCAGACCUGCCUUGCCAUCUGGAACACUGCCCUCCCCAUACGGAAAGAGCCUUCUGGAGCCCUCUACAAAGAGAUGGAGGGAGACUACUGCUCAGCUGAGGUGACUGGGGGCCAGCUCCCACCCAAGGUGGGGCGGGGUUGGGUGUCAACCUGUCCCCUAGCCCAUAGCUGUCAACUUUUCCCUUUCCUUGCGAGGAAUCCUAUUCGGAAUAAGGGAAUUUCCCUUUUAAAAAAAGGGAAAUGUUGACAGCUAUGCCCUCGCUCUCCCUCCAACAUGUGGGAAUGUUAAAGAUUGUAAAGAUAAAGGGACCCCUGACCGUUAGGUCCAGUCGCGGACGACUCUGGGGUUGCGGUGCUCAUCAGGAUAUUGACAAGCUGGAAUGUGUGCAGAGGAGGGCAACCAUGAUGAUCAAGGGUCUGGAAACUAAGCCUUGUGAGGAAUGGUUGAAGGAGUUGGGCAUGUUUAGCCUGGAGAAGAGGAGACUGAGAGGGAGAUAUGAUAAAGGUAAAGGGACCCCUGACCGUUAGGUCCAGUUGUGACCGACUCUGGGGUUGUGGCGCUCAUCUCACUUUACUGGCCGAGGGAGCCGGCGUUUGACCACGGACAGUUUUUCCGGGUCAUGUGGCCAGCAUGACUAAGCCGCUUCUGGCGAACCAGAGCAGCACACGGAAACGCCGUUUACCUUCUCGCCGGAGCGGUACCUAUUUAUCUACUUGCACUUUGACGUGCUUUCGAACUGCUAGGCUGGCAGGAGCAGGGACCAAACCACGGGAGCUCACCCCGUUGCGGGGAUUUGAACCGCCGACCUUCUGAUCGGCACGUCCUAGGCUCUGUGGUUUAAGAUUGUAGGAAAGGAUAUAUUUAAUAAGUAUUAUCCUUCUUUCACUCAUGCAAGUAGGUGAUGCAGCAGAGCAGAUUCUCCUCACUAUAGUUGGAAGCUAGGUUGCAGAUUCAUUUGAAUCUCUUAGUUAAGAUUAUUUCCUGGUGUUCCCCUUUUGAUCCUUCUUAAAAUAAAUAAUAAUAAUAAUAAUAAUAAUAAUAAUAAUAAUAAUAAUUUUUUACCCCACCCUCCCUGGCCAAGACCGGGUUCAGGGCGGCUAACACCGAAUAUGAAUACAGUAAAAACAUUAAAAACAAAACAAAACAAACAGUUGAUUAAAAUAUAAGUUAAAAUACAGUGUAAAAUGCAGCUUAAAAUACAGCCUCGCUUUAGUGGUAGCCUAUAGAUCAAAGCCAUAAGGGGAGAAAACGUCAAAUAUUCACCGGGACCAGCUAUCCGUGCUGGUCCUACAUGGGCCAGCAAAAAGAACCGAGGGAAAAUGUAUAUGCAAAAUCCCUUAUAAGGCGUUCCAUAAAUAAAUGAAUGGGGGGGGGUGUUCUUGAGUCCAUCCCCAAAGGCCAGGCGGAACAGCUCCAUCUUGUAGGCCCUGCGGAAAGAUGUUGAAUCCUGCAGGGCCCUAGUCUCUUGUGACAAGAGCGUUCCACCAUGUUGGGGCUAGUGCUGAAAAGGCCCUGGCCCUGGUUGAGGCCAAUCUAACCUCCUUGGGGCUCGGGACCUCCAAAGUGUUGUUAUUUAUGGGAUGUCCCUAUUUUCAUUGGAGAAAUGUUGAAGGGUAUACCAUUAGUACUUCUUCCGCAUUUGUAAGAACUCGAUCUUUUAAUGUGGCACUUUAGAACUCCCUGCCUAUUCAUAGAAUCAUAGAAUCAUGGAGUUGGAAGAGACCACAAGGGCCAUCGAGUCCAACCCCCUGCCAAGCAGGAAACACCAUCAGAGCACUCCUGACAUAUGGUUGUCAAGCCUCUGCUUAAAGACCUCCAAAGAAGGAGACUCCACCACACUCCUUGGCAGCAAAUUCCACUGUCGAACAGCUCUUACUGUCAGGAAGUUCUUCCUAAUGUUUAGGUGGAAUCUUCUUUCUUGUAGUUUGGAUCCAUUGCUCCGCUGGAGCAGCAGAAAACAACCUUUCUCCCUCCUCUAUGUGACAUCCUUUUAUAUAUUUGAACAUGGCUAUCAUAUCACCCCUUAACCUCCUCUUCUCCAGGCUAAACAUGCCCAGCUCCCUUAGCCGUUCCUCAUAAGGCAUCGUAUUGAUCCCAGGCCGAUGACAUAUCCAUAUUCUUUUCAGCCACCUGCCUGAUAUCAAUAGACAGGCACCUAUUGCUUACCCAGAUGCUUAGAAAAUUGAUGUGAAUUUCAACCUUUUUUUUUUUUUUUUAGUCUUUCGCGUCUAACUUUUUGAAAGUCUUGCGUUAUUUUUCCUAUUGAUGAAUUUUAUUUUAUCUUUUUUGUAGACGGUUUGGGACUUGGUUUUUUUUUUUUUUACGCAAUCAAGCAUUGUACGCAUGCUAUGAAAUAAAAUAAAUAAAUAAAUAAAUGCAGGAUGUAGAAAAAGCGACUCCCGUGGACGUGAUUGAAGCCAACUUCUACGGCGCCAUCCUCGCCCGCAGCUACGGGUUCGACGUCCUAGACCUUCAUUUCUUCUUCCGCCGUGUGGACGAUCUCCGCAUUGAAGACGGGGUACACUGGAACUUCUUGGCGCACCGCUUUAUUACCAGAUACCUGCUGACCUACAUUGCUGAUUCCUGGGGAGUCGAGCUUGAGAAGAGGAGGUCCGGCACAGGUGAGCAUGUGGCUCAAGAACAGGGGAAGAGCUGGAUGGAAGGCAGAGAUUGCAGAAGGUCCGGAAGACUAUAGCUGUAAAAGAGUUUUUGAGAAGAGGGUUUUGGGGCUUCACUUGCUGCUUCUUCUUAUAUAAUAAUAAUAAUAAUAAUAAUAAUAAUAAUAAUAAUAAUUUAUUAUUUAUACCCCGCCCAUCUGGCUGGGUUUCCCCAGCCACUCUGGGCGGCUUCCAACUGAAUAUUAAAAACAGUACAGCAUCAAACAUUAAAAGCUUCCCUAAAGAGGGCUGCCUUCAGAUGACUUUUAAAAGUAAAAUAGUUGUUCUUCUCUUUGACAUCUGGUGGGAGGACGUUCCACAGGGCGGGUGCCACUACCGAGAAGGCCCUCUGCCUGCUUCCCUGUAACCUUACUUCUCGCAAUGAGGGAAACGCCAGAAGGCCCUCAGCGCUGGAUCUCAGUGGAUCUUUCGCAAUCGCUCGUAGCCGUGUAAGACUGUAAAAAGUAAGAUUUUUAAAAAGUGAGUCUGUAAGUGACUGUGGAGGCCAAUUCUGGACCCACACGUCCUUCCACAGUGGGGACAUUCGUUCCCGGGCGGGAGUUGAUCACGGUGAGGGUUUGCCAAGCAUGCCUUCCCCUUAGCACGUUCCUCCCUUGCGUCCUGAGUUCGAGUGUCUUCAAAGCCCAUGACACCUUUGGUAAAGGCUGUUCUCCAACUGGAGCGCUCGCAGGCUAAGUGUUUCCCAGUUGUUGGUGAAUUAGUAUUUUCCACACAACAACAACACAAAAGAUAUCCAAAGAUAUGAAAAGAUAACAAUACACAACACACAAAAAUCAAAUCUAGUUUAUACUAGAUUUGCCUUGAGACAGUUUAAACCUCUUUUGUUGACCACCAGCAUUACGCUUUGCAUUUUUUAGUUCAGAAUAGAGUAGUUGCUUUGGAAGAUGAUAAUCAGGCAUCCGCACAACAUGACCAGUCCAACGAAAUUGAUGUUGAAGAAUCAUUGCUUCAACGCUGGUGAUCUUUGCUUCUUCUGGUACACUGGCAUUAGCUUGCCUGUCUUCCAAAGUGAUGUGCAAAUUUUUUUUGACAAACCAAAUUUUUUUGGAAUCUUUCGAGGAGUAUACUCACUAACAGGAGUAUACUCACUAACUACUCACUAACAGAGUAGUUAAUAUGCAAAAUUGUGUGUGUGGAUUUGGAAGUUCUCUUGGAAAAAAUGCAGCUGCCCCACCAGGAACUCAUGAGAGUUGCUUUUGGGGGGUUGUGUGUCAGUGGGUGACCAGGAAGUCAUCCUUUGUGCCCCUUGGGAUAAUGGCUCUAGAAUCCUAGAAUUGUAGCAUUGGAAGGGACCACUUGGAUCAUCUAGACCAACCCCGUGCAUUGCAGGAGUCCUUUGCCCAACGUGGGGCUUAGAACCCAUGACCUUGAGAUUAAGAGAGAAGGAGGGCAAAAAGAGAGGGGCUGCCCCAAUCCCACAGAGCCUGCUGUUGGUGUUGAGCUUCUUGCAAAGAACAACAGGUGUGAUUUCCCCCUCCCCACCUCCCCAGAAUAAUGGCCUCUCACUUUGCAGGGAUUGGUUGGAACGGGACUGCAACACAUCAGCCAGCUUCCCCUCAGCUGCCCUCCACACCCCAGUUGUUCCGUGACUUCUUCUCGGCUGGUGACGCUCCUAUUAGGCAGCUCCUUGUGGACAGAGAAGCCCCUGACAGCUAUGGUGCUCCCUAUGGCAACAGACCUGUGGCUGGAUUCGAAUACAAUCCCCAGGACCCCUCGCCCCACCAUGGCCGGCUCCUUCCUACCCACCCGCCGUUUGAACACCACAGCAAUCCGUAUGAUGACGGGCCAGGGGGCGGAUUGGAGUGUCACGACUAUCCACCCGACGAUGGACAGCUCACUCCUGACCCCCAGUUCAGUGACCAUUGGAAUGUUUCCUUCAGCCACAGGGGUGGGAUUUGGAAUGGCCCCUUUUUCCCAGGUAUGUCCCUGCAAACCACCGUUGUCCCUCUGAGAUACGUUUAGGAGCCCACUGUUGGGAUGCAUCCAAGGAAACGGGGGCAAUUUGCAAGCCCCCAGCUGGCUUCAGCCCACCAGCUGGUAAGCUGGGCGAUCUCCAGUCCUUGGCUCAGCAUGAAACAGCGACCCACAGCUUCAGUAGCCUUCAGAAGCUGCAGCACGCUCUACUCAGCUGAGUAAAUAACACUGCACAAACAGAAGUGGCAGGAGAUGGCUGUGAGAGCAUAUUUACCCGCACCCUCACAAGCACCCGCUGUUUACCUUCCCGCCAGUGUGGUACCUAUUUAUCUACUUGCACUUUGACGUGCUUUCAAACUGCUAGGUUGGCAGGAGCUGGGACCAAACAAUGGGAGCUCACCCCAUCGCGGGGAUUUGAACCGCCGACCUACUGAUUGGCAAGCCCUAGGCUCAGUGGUUUACACCACAGCGCCACCCGCGUCCCAUAAAAAUACAGUUGGCAUCCCAUAAAUAUAAGAGGAGGGGUUUCAGCAGAUAAAGCAACUUAGACUGAGUUUUAGCACACAUGAAAAGCCUAAAACAAAUCCUUAUUUCCUGAUGUAUAGCCUUUGGACUAUACUGUAACUUAAAUAGAAAAUUAUCUUUAGAAAGAUGUCCCCUACAAAGCAUUUUAUUAUUUUUUAAAAAAUCCGAUUUAAAUCAAAAAAAUCCUUUUUAAAACACACACAAAACCAUUGAUUUUUAUCCACCCUGCCUAGAACAGAGAGUGGUAACCAGUUCAGCUGCUGAAAGCGGUACAUACAUUUCCUAAGUCCCCAGAGGGCUUCAUCCUAAGCUCACACAUGAUGUCUCAGUUGUGCAGCUGAUUCUGGGCUUUCCUGCUGCUUUUACUUCCUGCACCUGCUCUGCUUCCCCACUCUGACCCCUUUCUCGCUUUCCUCCAGAAACCCACUCCGACGGCUUCCCUAUUCCCACAACGGCCGGGCGUUCCAGGCGAAGGCGGCGCCCCGAGUUCAUACAGUACCGCCCCCACGAGCAACGCGAAGGAGCCCACCCCUACGCCAGGCCGUGGCGGGGGCGCGGCCGAAACGCUUGGCGUCGCCCCCAAAGGUCAAGAUACGUCUGGAGACGCCCCUCUCGCUCUUAG
Messenger RNA from Podarcis lilfordi (Lilford's wall lizard), 40364 nucleotides. Lineage: Eukaryota; Metazoa; Chordata; Lepidosauria; Squamata; Lacertidae. The record is from the annotation of a GenBank genome assembly.